Wasmannia auropunctata (little fire ant) is the source of this 3853-nucleotide messenger RNA. RefSeq lists its product as uncharacterized. Bases 453 to 1622 code for a protein of 389 amino acids. Lineage: Eukaryota; Metazoa; Arthropoda; Insecta; Hymenoptera; Formicidae. Gene Ontology annotation, biological process: signal transduction; positive regulation of epidermal growth factor receptor signaling pathway; positive regulation of fibroblast growth factor receptor signaling pathway. The transcript is spliced from 6 exons. The record is from RefSeq and is a predicted model, not a curated record.
CGACAGAACGCUCGCGGAGCGCGUACCGCGGUGCAAUCAUUGUCGUGCGCUUCGAAUUGGUAUCUCGAGUUUACCUCGAACUCCGUUGAAUUAUCUUCGAGGAACGUUACACCUUUACGUUACAUUAUGCCUUUUCGAACAUUCGAGGAACACUUCGUGUGAAAUGCGCGAGGCGAUUUUUUUACGCGAGACCCUAUAUACCGAAAUGCGCGCCGGAAGUCCCUCCUCGUGCAUUCUGUCGACGCAACGCGAUUGUGACUGGUGGUAAAUUCCGUUCGUGUGCUGUGACCGUCGCGCGUAAAUUGCUGUCUGAUUCAAGACGCAGUGAACUUGGAUGAUCUCGAUGCCGCACAUUCGUCAACUUUGAAUGUUUGGCGCGUAUUGACGCGCGGGCUAUCGCGAGUGCGCAGGUCGCUCAGCUGCGAAUUUAACUAAAAUAAGAACCAGGAGGAAUGUUGAAGCACGUGUCGAUCUCGCCGUGGAGAGGGCGGGCGGACAGCGUGAGCCUCUCUUCCAGCGGCGGCGCGAGUAGCUGCGGAAGCGGAAGUCCUACCCCUGGUCACACACCGCCGCCCUCGAGAGCGUCCUCAUGCGCGUCGCUAGCACCCUUAACCGCCCUGUCGAGCUUCUCCCCGGCUGAUACCGCGCCACAACAGACCACCAUCAAGGUCUACGCCAAUUGCCUGCGACCGGACAUCGAGUACAAGACCCUGAGCAUCACCUACGAGACGACUUGUCGCGAGGUCGUGCAGAACCUUCUGAACAAGUAUCGCAUGAGACACCGCGACCCCCGGUUGUUUUAUCUGACCAUGGAGGUGACCGUGAGGAGGGCCAAUGUGCGUACCGUCCUGCCGCUCGACGAGGACGCGCGGCCGGCCGUCCUGCAGUCCUGCCAUCCUCGCGGCGAUUCCAAGUUUUCGUUGCAGACACACCGUGGCGGGCUUGUCAAAAUAUACGACAGCGCACUUAUGUCCGGGUCUAAGUACAAAAGCCUUCUGGUCUCGGAGCAGACCACCGUAGACGAGCUGAUCCAAAUGCUGCUGAGUUGCUAUAGCUCCAAAGAACCGGUGGAGCAAUUCUCUCUCUACGAGGUCUGCGAAGGUGAAGAGUACCAAAGGAAAUUACACCCCGACGAUUCCCCCCUCAAGGUCACACAACGGUGGACCAGCGCGGAUCGACAUCUUCGCAUUAGGCGUAAUCCAGAUUAUAACCAGCAUAGGCGGAGGAGUAUGUGGGCGUCGGAUUCAAGCAUCACCAUGGCGAUGUCGAGGCUGAAUCUCCAUGACAGUCUUCCUAUCCACUACAAUCCGAGAAUCGAAAACAACAAUCACUUGAGCCUACAUCAUCUAGCCGGAAAAACUAGCGUUAUCGCUAACAACAACAAUAAUAAUAACAACAGCAGCAACAAUAAUAUCAUUCAUGGGGGUCAGCAUCACUCGUCGUCGUUAGGUUCCAUCAGUCAAACCCCAUCGCGAAUCUUCGUAUCUCGCGGAACGGAUCUUCCGCAGGUGCAGCUGCCGCGGUUGCAGCAAUUCCCACAGAGCGUUCCAUCGACGCCGCGCUCGACGAAACACGUGACUGCUUCCUCCUACGCCGAUUACGAGAAUUAUCUCUUUAUAUAAGAUCGAAUCGUUAACCGCGCUUGUGUAAACGCGAUCAAAAUCGAUAUAGAAGCUGCGUCGUCGAUCGCAAAAGUUCACCCCGCGAAACGGUCAGAGUUACCAGAGACUCGUCGAAGAUACGAGAAACGUACAUUGCGACUGUCCGAGCGUCUUUGUCUUUGUAUGUAAUAUUUAGAUCGUCGAAUACUAAGAGCACUAUGAGGCGCGAGCAAACGUGUACCUUCGAUUUUUAUUAAAAAAGGUAGCUUGCCUUCUUUUGUUGCAGAGACAUAGAUUUAGGCUGUAUUCCAAAAUUCACUAUCAGUGCUGAAAAUUUAUAAUGCAUUAACAUAAGCUAUAGAUUUUCAAACUACAUAAAUUGUUAGAAUGCCGUAAGCGGUCUUGGAAGCAGAUCUUGGUGCUUAAUAAUAAUUGUGUGAAUCUUUUUUACAAUUUUAAGUAAACCGCGCGCGAAUAUUUGUCGAUCUUCAAACACAGCUCUAAACUGAAUCUGGACUACAUAAUAUCACAAAUUAAAUUAACAAUUAAAUAAUUUUGAUGCCAAUGCAUUUUAUAACAUUCUGCAGAAUAGCUUGUUGCGAAAAAUAUUAUCUCAAUCUGGAUAUGAACCUGGACCUCUCUAUUUUCCGGACGGGCGUUUUACCGUUCUACUGAGGCAUGUGACAAUAUUUAUCGUAAUAACUGGUAAAUAAGAAAAGAAACGUCAUUUUUCAGACGUAUAAUAAACAUUAAUAUGAAAUCGAAUCGAGAUCAUGAAAGUUCAAACUAGUUAUAGAUUAUCAGUACUGGCAGUGAAUUGUGGAACACAUCUUUAAACUACCGUUGUUCUCACUUGUUUUGAUUAAUUUUGCUAUAGUUUGAUGAAGCUCAUUAAAGGAAUAUCAAAGAAUAAUUAUUUUCGGCAGCGUUGCAAUAUUUGAUUAAAAUUUUAGAAAUUUCUGAAACAUUAAAUAUUUUGAUAAAUAUUGGAUGUUUCCUAUAAAAGUUCAAGAAAAUGAUUAAAUUGCAAUUGUUUAAAUGCUCGUUUGCCACUUGUAUUUCAGCUGAUCAAAGGCUGAUAAUAUUGAACAAAGAGAAUUUACGAUAUUAGUUAUAGUAGUGUGAGGGAAAUUGUACCAAAGGUAGACGUACACAAUUUUAGAUACAUAUAGUAUAUAUACAUAUACACAUAAAUAUGUCUUGCAUUCGUAAAAAUGUGUAGAGUUAACCAAAUCUGAAAUACGAUUUCGAUAAUUUUUAUAAACAUUUAUUUUACGUUCAAACAAGAAAAAUAUCAAGUCAAUACCUUGAUAAUAAAUUGCUUUAUUGUAUAUUUUCUAUAACGUUAGCCGAUAAGUAACUUCAGUAAAAAAAAAACCGUGAUUCGAAAAUAAAGGCUUGCGUGGAGCAAUUUAAAUUUUUACGCACAAAAGAUGAUUAAGAAGGAAAGAAAAUAUUAAUAUUUAUUUAUGUAAUGUAAAAAGUAUGUAAAAGGCAUUUAGUUAAGCUCGUUUAAAAAAGGUUUUAAAUUAUUAAUACUUUUCUAUCUACUCAAAAUUUCGUGCAAUCCGAUAUCCAGACAGGAUACCGGACGUGUUAUAAACAUUACGGAAAAUAUUUAAGUAACAAUGAGUAACAGUAAGUCGCUGUUAUCUCGAUUAGAAUUCUCGCGAGAAAUUGUAAUAACCACUUUCAAUAUACGUAUAAUACAUUUAUCGUUCCUCCUGCAAUCGCUUACGAAACAGUGAUUACAGAAACGUAAUUUGCAGUACGUCAGAGGAAUUGGCCUACGAUAAUUGUAAACACAUUUCUUCCGCUAUCGCAAAAGGCAAACAAUUUUAUCGCAUUGAAUUAACAUUUAAAAUCAUUUGGAAUGCUAUAAAAGUCACUGUGCGACAAUGGUGAUUCACGCGACUUCAUCGUAAUUCCUUCCCAUAUACGGAGGAAUAUUUUUUUCACCGAAGUGCGUUUAAUAUUUUAUUACCAAAGAGCUUCUCGAUACGAUACGUAUAUAAAAGGAUAGAAUAACACAACGCAUGUGUCGAAUAAGGCAGCCGAAUGUGCAUUUAUCUAUUGGAGUCUUUGAUAUGUACGUCAACGUAACGAUGUGUGUGUCGACAUGAUUUCACGUCAAACUUUUAUAUGUCGAAUUAAUGUACCUACGUAAAAAAAAAAGUGUAAAUAUCUUUUUGUAUUGUCCGUUUAUACUUUAUAAGAGAGAAUACGAAUAAUGAUUCAUGUGUCCUAAAUUA